Molecule: messenger RNA, 1281 nt
Organism: Ananas comosus (pineapple)
Lineage: Eukaryota; Viridiplantae; Streptophyta; Magnoliopsida; Poales; Bromeliaceae
Exons: 1
Coding region: 275-724 (149 amino acids)
Source: RefSeq, a predicted model, not a curated record
AUUCAUGGUCGGUGCACGACGAAUCUGAUUUUGAUUCGAACUCUUCGGCUCACACGCCUCCUCGAGCUCCCGAACCUAACGCGUGGGCACGUGGCAGUUAUUUAGUGGGCCAAACGCAUCCAACAGUUUCUAAAGUCUCAAUUUUCAUCUAUUCAUUCACUCAUUGAGAUUUGAGAUAGGAAAAAAAAAAGAAAAAAGAAAAAAAAAAGAAGCCAAUCCGCGACGACGACGACGACCUCCCUCGAUCUCUCUCCUCUCCUGCUCCUCCCCCUUUAUGCGAGCCAUCUUCCCGCGUUGGUGCGCCGCCGCCGCCCCAAUCCGCCGCGAGAUCGUCUCCGGCGUCGUCGUCGCCGUCGCCGGCGUCCGCCUCCCUUUCGUUCUCCCUCUCCGCCGCCGCCGCCGUGCAUUCCAUCGGUGUCUCCUCUCCGCCGCCACGGCUUCGCCGAUCAUGGGAUCCCUCAACAGAAACGAAGAGGUGGCGGGGGAGGAGAAAGAGAAGGGAAAAGCCCCCGCGUCGGAGGAAUCGCAAUCGCAAUCGCAAUCGCAAUCGCCGCAGACGCAGAAGCAGAAGCAGAAGCAGCUGCAGGCCCCGGAGAAGCCGCUUCCGGGGGACUGCUGCGGCAGCGGGUGCGUGCGCUGCGUUUGGGACGUCUACUACGAGGAGCUCGACGCCUACCAAAAGAGCCUCUCCUCCUCCGCGGCCUCUAACGCAAAAGAUAAUUAAUUAAUUAACGAUGAUGAUAAUAUGUGCUUUUAUCCCUUCAAUUUGGAUAGAGGUGUUAGGUUUCGUACGUAAAAAAAUACUCUAUUUAUUCAUAAAUAAUAUGUUGGUUACGAUAUAUUUUUUACAGUUUCAUCAUAGAACACAGAAGUAUAUUCCUAUAUAUUUUUAUUUUAUUUCAUUCUAUCUAAUAGCAGUAGGUAGAUCUCAAUACUAAACUAAGUCAUAGAUGCGUUGCAAAAUCUUUGUUAUCAAAUUCAAUUUUGUGUUUUGGUUUUGGCGAUAGUUUUGCUGUGCGAUAAAUUUAAAAAAAAUAUUUAUAAAGGAAAAAAUGGGUGACUAGUUUUAGCCUGUAAAGAAAUCUGUUUAGAAAUUUCUUCUUCUUCUUUUUUUUUUUUUUCGCUCUAGACUCAUACAUCUUAUUGUACACACAAAGUUUUGUACUCACUUUUUCAUAGUGAAGUGAUCUCUUCAUUCGCCCAUGAAUUUUCUUUUUUCUGUACAAAAUUUUUCUACGUAAAUCCUUGUAUUCUAUUUUGUUUUAUUAUUUUUUUAUGAUU